This is a messenger RNA of Tarenaya hassleriana, 889 nucleotides long. RefSeq names its product proteasome subunit beta type-2-A-like. Lineage: Eukaryota; Viridiplantae; Streptophyta; Magnoliopsida; Brassicales; Cleomaceae. The record is from RefSeq and is a predicted model, not a curated record. The coding region runs from base 164 to 778 and encodes 204 amino acids. Gene Ontology annotation, molecular function: peptidase activity. Gene Ontology annotation, cellular component: proteasome core complex, beta-subunit complex; proteasome core complex; cytosol. The transcript has 3 exons. Gene Ontology annotation, biological process: proteasomal protein catabolic process.
GAAACAAAUACACUUCUUGUUCGACAAGUCGCCUCAUUCUCAUAUUAAUCUCACAGUAACGUGAUUUGUUCCUUCUGCCCGGCGCCGGAGAAGAGAUCGGAAGCGAAAUUGAAGAAAUCGACCGCCGGAGAAAUCUACGACGGAUCUGUAGCAGAGACAUAAGAUGGAGUGCGUGUUUGGUCUCGUCGGGAACGGGUUCGCCAUCGUUGUGGCCGACACAUCUGCUGUUCACAGCAUCCUCGUCCACAAGAACAACGAGGACAAGAUCAUGAAACUCGACUCUCACAAGCUCGUAGCCGCCAGUGGGGAGCCCGGCGACCGGGUUCAGUUUACGGAGUAUAUUCAGAAGAAUGUGGCGUUAUACCAGUUCCGAAAUGGGAUCCCGUUGACUACUGCCGCCGCUGCGAAUUUCACUCGCGGAGAGCUCGCCACCGCUUUGAGGAAGAAUCCGUAUUUCGUGAACAUACUGAUGGCAGGGUACGACAAAGAGACAGGGCCGUCACUCUACUACAUCGACUACAUUGCAACCCUUCACAAGGUGGACAAGGGAGCGUUUGGGUACGGCUCCUAUUUCUCCCUCUCCACGAUGGACCGACACUUCAGGAGCGAUAUGACCUUGGAAGAAGCAAUAGAGCUGGUCGACAUGUGCAUUCUGGAGAUCAAGUCUAGGCUCGUUGUUGCACCCCCUAACUUUGUUAUCAAGAUAGUUGACGAGUCCGGAGCUCGCGAGUACGCCUGGCGCCAGUCAGUUAAGAACGUGACUACCUCCACUGUCUAAGUUGUUUGUCCUCGGGUUCAUACCCUUAUGUGUUACCCCGAAACUUUUCGAUUCUGUUCGGGAACUCUUAUGGAAAACGUUACAAGCUCUGGUCUUGAACUUUGAUAUUGC